Molecule: messenger RNA, 1653 nt
Organism: Suillus clintonianus
Lineage: Eukaryota; Fungi; Basidiomycota; Agaricomycetes; Boletales; Suillaceae
Product: WD40-repeat-containing domain protein
Exons: 6
Coding region: 48-1259 (403 amino acids)
Molecular function (GO): protein binding
Source: RefSeq, a predicted model, not a curated record
GUUCUUGUAAAUUUGAGAGGAACGGCAACUUCCGGGCCGUACCUAUCAUGGCACUGCCAUCACCUUCACCGAUUCAUCUGCUCCGCUCACAUUCCAGCGCAGUGAGCACCCUGUUCAUUUCGACGGACAACGAGAGACUCUACUCCGGAGAUGGUGCAGGACAAGUCAUCGUCACUUCCACGCGCUCAUUGCGACCACUCGCAUCAUGGAAAGCUCACGCCGACUCCCUGCUAGGCGUUGAAGAAUGGGGUUCUCAAAUCAUAACACAUGGGAGGGAUAAUAAAAUUCACGUCUGGGCACGACCUGAAGAAUCCGCUUCAAUCAGACCAGGACCUGCAACUCUAUCGGAUCUAUCAACGCCAACGAUAUGUUACUCUCUGGAUGUGAAUGCCCUCAAUUACUGUAGGUUUUCUCUCCUACGAGAGAGUAAACAGGAAGGUCUCCUCGCUGUUCCGAAUCUCGUAGAAUCAGCUCUGGCAGAUAUCUGGUCACUUCCGUCACGUCAAAGGCUGCACGCAGCCAUAGGCGAUCCACUAGAUACCUCCGCAACAGCAUUCUCAGAUGGCAGAUCGGGCAGCAAAUCAGGAAUCAUCAUGUCAAUACACCUCUUUUACGCUCCUGCAUCUGCUCCAUCAUCCUCUACGUCUGCAAAAGAGCUGCGCCUCUUAUGUUCGUACGAAAAUGGAGGCGUCGUUCUGCGGAAGCGGACUACACCAGAGAAUAAACAGACCGUCGAAGGACGUGGAUGGGAAGUCUUGUGGAAAUCCAAACUUCAUGUGGAAUCAGUGAUGGCCAUGGCUGUUUCUUUAGAUUGCUCUUUUGCGUUGACGGUGUCAGCGGACCAUUUAGUGGGACGGUAUGAUCUUUUGAAGAUCCAGCCAGGGGUCUCAGACGGAAUUGCAUUCAAGAUUAAACAUCCAGGAAAUGGCGCUAUCGCCAUACGCGGCGACGGAAGAGUGUGUGCGAUAGGGGGAUGGGACGGCAAAGUACGGUUAUACUCAACGAAGACGUUCAAGCUGCUGGGAACCCUUGCUCACCAUAAGCAAGGAUGCCAGGCUGUUAUAUUCGUGUGUCCAGUGGAUCCACCUCUGGAUAAUGUAUCUCUUCAUAGAGACUUAAGGAAGGACGACUCUUCUGGUGACGAGGACGAAAUGACCGUCGAGGAAAAACAUGCUCGUGCUCGGUGGUUGAUUGCGGGCAGUGCGGAUGCGAAGGUAUCGAUUUGGGCGUUGAUGAACUUUGAAAAAACGAGCGCAUGAAUUCUUGCCCACGUACAAAUCUAUGAGCGUUCUCUCUCCCUCAUCACUUACCACACACAUUCCCUGAGAAGAAUCUGCGGAAGGAGCUUCCAUUCAAACAACAAACCCUAACUAUUCCCACUGCCCUGUAAUGGCUGUUUCGGUGUCUAGUUUGAAGACUGUAAGCAAUCCACACCUUUCAUUUAUUUUUUAAUCCCGUUUAUUGUCGCCUCAGGCAGACGUGAUGUCAACAGUACAUGUAAUAUACUACUUGGAGGUAUAAAAUUAACCUAUCGACAUGCGCAAAUCGUGCGAACAGCUCUUUUAACAUGUCGACGGUCCAUAUCAAGUAAGUAUAUUCCGUGAAGCAGAUUCAGACUCGGUCUGUCGUAUGACCACCAGCACCAAGCUUAGG